Molecule: messenger RNA, 2172 nt
Organism: Phoenix dactylifera (date palm)
Lineage: Eukaryota; Viridiplantae; Streptophyta; Magnoliopsida; Arecales; Arecaceae
Source: RefSeq, a predicted model, not a curated record
AACUUCUCGUACGAUGAUCUAUUCCCCUGGUUCCAGAAACGCCCCGCCCCGGACCCUGGAGAGGAGGUGAACCGCGUACAGCGUACGCCAAAGGGACUGCCGGACGGUUCCCAUUGCAAGAGGCAGCGGGAGAAGGAUGUUCCGGAACAAGAUCCUGGUGCGGGUCGCUCCCCACGACCCUCUCUCCUCCUCUCCCUUCCUCCUCCUCCCUCUCUCCAUCUCCCUCCCCUCCUCUCCUCCAUCGCCCUCCCUCUCCGUCGAGCUCGAAACCCUCUGCUGGAAGCUCUCCCGGCGAUGGCAUCUCGCUUGCCUCCCCCAAUCAUCAGAGAUCUUCAUCGUCUAUCAGAGAGCUCAAUCCGAGUCCGUCGCUCAAGUCGUUAAAGCGCUCGUCGAGGCCGUGCCCGUUUCCAGUGUUGGGGUGGAGGAAGAGGUGAGAUCAGCCUCGGUGAUUGCCAAAGCGGUCGAGUGUGGUUUGAAGUCUUUCAUGCUCGAUAACGGCUGGAGAUGUGUCGGCGACAACAUUUUUGUGGACUCGACUUUUGCUUGCAGCGAGGAGAGGAGUCAUUUGUGUGCCAUUGAUGUGCAAGUACAAUCAGAAAUAGAUGAUGAUUUUGUCUUCCUUGUUUCUCCUGAUGCAUUUAGAUUCAGCAGACACGAGAUCUCGGAUUUUGUUAGCUCCAAAAUGUUGGAAAGGUUUGACAAUGGCAAGGAAAUUGUUUUGGAGGACUACAACAUCUGCACAGCUUGCACCAUUCUUCCUUCACUGUAUGAAGGACAUGCGAUAGGAAUAAGCAAACUACUCCCUGCUGGUGAAGAUUUUGAAAGACUGGAAGAGCUUUGGUCAUUCAAGCAUGGUCUAGCAUUGUGCAGCAAUUACUUCGUUGCAAUUCAAUUUGCUUAUGGACGUCACAUGGACAAACAAUGGUUCCCAUCUGCUUUCAUCCUCCGAGGUUCAGGAUUGGCUCCAACUCCACAAACAAUUAGACAUGCAAAGGCUGCGCAAUCUUUCGAGUCCUUUAUAAAAAAAGUUGGAGCUUGGAAUUUCUUCAAUCAAGGUCUACUGAAAGUUAAGGAAGUAUAUUCACUUGGUGUUGGAAUGACACUACCUGUCUGGAACAAGGCUACAAAUAGCUUUCCGCUUUGCAUCACAAGAGAUAAAAGCAGUCCUCAUAAUGAAGACUCUUUCAAUGAAACAUAUUUCUUUUCUAAAGACCUGGUGUUAGCUUUAGACUUUCGCACUCCAAAGCCAGCCUUUGGCUAUAAUUUUGGUGGCAGAAAAUUCGAUAGUACUGAAAUUUUGGUAAAUGCUGUACCUUCGAGCAAGAAUAAUGCCAAUAAUAGUGCAGAGGGUAACCGUCAUGGUGCAAACGCGAACUCAAAUAUUGAAUCUCACUCACCUAUGAAGUUUCUGCCUGUUACAAAAAGCAUUCAUUCAGAUCUCAUAGUAGAUCAUACUCAAUUAACUUCAUUUACCAAAAAGAAAAUUGAGGAUAUUCACAGAGACAUAACUCCAAGAAUUUCAAACGAUCAAGGUCUCACUAAAGAGAAGGAUAUGUAUGGUGAAUCUUACAUGAAGGAAAAUCAGCUUGAACCUGCGGAUGGCAUCUCAAUGCAAUUGGAUAGGUUCAGUUUGCAUUCUAUUCCUUUCCAGAGUGCCAAAGGUUCAGAAAGGAAGGAAAAGGCUGAUGCUUUUCUUGAUGGCAAUUGUUUAGCAAAUCCUGGAGAAGUCCCACAGAAAGAUGCUUUGGGAAAGAGGACCCUGAACAGUGAAAAGAAGAUCAGAGAAAAUGUAGCAGUGAGCUCCAAAAGGAUGAGGGCAAAGCAAUCUAUUGACCAAUCUGACAUAACUGCAAAGGUUAUAAGUCAUCAUAAGCGAGGGGCGCUGCACUCCCUUUCCGUGGCAGAUCUCAAGUGUUUCCUGGCUACUAAAAAGGCAAAGGUAGGAGGAAAGAAAGAUGAACUUAUCCAACGAAUAACUGCCUUGCUCGCCUGAUCCAGUUCACCUUUAUCCCAUGUUCACCAAUGUUUUUUUUUGUCAUGUAUAAUAUUAUACCAGAAUUUCAAAAUUCCUUCCUAAAAUCAGUUACGGCAUUAAGCUUUAGUUAUGAUUGCACAAAUACCCGUCGUCUGUAGGUAAUGGUUUCUUAUAAAGUAAAACUAAUUAAUAACUCA